AUGUGGGUCAGACGACUAUCUCCAUUACCGAAACUUGCCCCCGUCUUCGUCAGACGGUAUCAUCGCUCACCUGUCCCUUUACUCGAUGACCUGGCUGAGCGAGGGUUCAUCCAGGAUGUAUCAAGACGCGACGCGUUAGCGAUUGCAUUGUCAUCAAAAAAACAGACAGUAUAUGUCGGUGUCGAUCCCACCGCCAAAGCCCUACACAUUGGGCAUCUUGUUCCUCUUUUGUGUUUGCUGCAUUUCCAAUUUCAUGGACACCGUAUUCUUCCAUUAAUCGGAGGAGCCACUGGUCGCGUGGGAGACCCAUCCGGCCGCCUCGUAGAACGUCAGCUAGCCCAUGCUUCGGAAGUGGAAGCCAAUGCUGUCAACCUGACUUCUAGCAUCCAGCGCUUUUUCCAAAACGCUUUGCUCUACGCAGCAUCUCGGUCAGAAUCACAGGAUGGUGUUUUUCAGGAGCCGCACAUUUUAAACAACUUGGAUUGGCAUGGAUCUACUGGUCUGCUGCAAUUCCUACAAACAGUAGGGGUGCAUGCACGAGUUGGCACUAUGCUCAACAGAGAGAGCGUUCGGUCCCGGCUUUCAUCUCAGCAGGGGCUUUCUUUCACUGAAUUCACGUAUCAGCUGUUGCAAGCCUACGACUUCUAUCAUUUAUAUAAACACUUUGGGUGUACAAUCCAGAUUGGGGGCUCGGAUCAAUGGGGCAACAUCGUGGCAGGGCUGGAGUUGAUUGGAAAAUUUCAGCCUGAUUUUUCCUCCAAUGAUUCGUUUGGAAUAACUACCCCUCUUCUUACAACGUCAACCGGAGAAAAGUUUGGCAAAAGUGCAGGAAAUGCAGUAUGGUUAGAUCCACAGCUCACAAGUGUUUUUGACUUUUAUCAAUAUUUCCUCAAAGUCACUGAUGCAGACGUGGAAAAAUAUUUGAAACUCUUUACCUUCAUGCCGCUAUCAGAAAUUUCCGAUGUAAUGCAGCAGCAUCGGGAAUUUCCUGAGAAUCGUAUCGCUCAGCAUCAUCUUGCUGCAGAGGUGACCGAGAUGGUUCAUUCGAAAAGCGGAGUCGCUCGAGCAAAUCUCAUGACGACAUUGCUGUUUGGUUCAGACUAUUCAGAACUGAAAGCUGAGGACGUCACAACAUCCCUGGGAAACGACCCGCGAUUAGUCAGAGUGGCCAAAUCUGACAUUCUCAGCAUGCCUAUACCGAAACUGGCAGCCAAAUACGGUUUAGUCGCCUCAAAUUCUGCAUCUAAAAUGCUCGUGGCUUCGAGAGGUUUAUAUCUCAAUAACCGAUCAGUAACAGAUGUGCAAUAUAAGGCAUCGCCAGAGGACCUGCUUGACGGAAACUUUCUCAUUAUACGGGCUGGAAAGGACAAAAUGAUGGUUUUGGUUGUCAGCGACGAAGAUAUCUAG
This is a messenger RNA of Psilocybe cubensis, 1407 nucleotides long. RefSeq lists its product as uncharacterized. The transcript is spliced from 8 exons. Gene Ontology annotation, cellular component: mitochondrion; cytosol. The record is from RefSeq and is a predicted model, not a curated record. Lineage: Eukaryota; Fungi; Basidiomycota; Agaricomycetes; Agaricales; Agrocybaceae. Gene Ontology annotation, molecular function: tyrosine-tRNA ligase activity; RNA binding; ATP binding. Gene Ontology annotation, biological process: tyrosyl-tRNA aminoacylation. Bases 1 to 1407 code for a protein of 468 amino acids.